Molecule: messenger RNA, 3419 nt
Organism: Pimephales promelas (fathead minnow)
Lineage: Eukaryota; Metazoa; Chordata; Actinopteri; Cypriniformes; Leuciscidae
Gene: barhl1b
Product: BarH like homeobox 1b
Biological process (GO): regulation of DNA-templated transcription
Molecular function (GO): DNA binding; DNA-binding transcription factor activity, RNA polymerase II-specific
Source: RefSeq, a predicted model, not a curated record
UCACGUGGAAGGGGUGCUCUUAAAAACCUAGCCACUGAGUUGUGCCCAAGUUCAUUUGUUAGGCUUUAUCUGACUUUCCGUUCCCCAAUGUGUGUAUUUAACCUGCAUUACCUCAUUUGUGCUUCUGUCUUCUCGCAGCAUUUUUCCCUGCGCUCUACCGUCCAACGAUUUCGCAUUGCAUCACCUCCGCUGGCACAGAAUGCUCUUGCCUUUUCCAUCCGGAUUCCACCCUACAACUCGCCACAGCGAACUACCUUUUGAACUGAUGAAAAUUUGAGAUGCUCAAUAGCGCGAGGCUCGAGUUGCUGCCGCUUUGCUUCUGUCCGUGGUGCUGAAAUGCGCGCGCUCUCUAAGUAGGUUACCUUGUGGUUUUACACUAACACUGUAACUUCAGAACAGCUUUUUGAAAUAAUUUGAUAAAUAAUUCAAAGCCACCAUCGAUGCGUCUCGCUUCUUCGAAAAAUACCGGGAUUAAAAAAAAUAAUAAUAUAAUUUGCCAGCCUAGAGUAUAUUUAGGCUGUAUCGAUUUUUUUUAAAGGAGUGAGUGAGGAGCUUAAGAAAAAAGAAUUGGAGGCAGGGUCUGUGCACUUCCAGGCACUUCAUACAGAACCUCCUCAAGAAACCUCCUUUUUCUUUUUAAACUUAAACUAAAAGUCCUCAAGGAAGAAGAAAGUUGUUUUUUUUUUCCAGACAGGGGAUGAAUAUUUCUCAUUUCCGAUUCCGCUUUGGAUUUUUCUCCUGGAUAGAUCGCUAUUAAAUCGAGCGCCAUUCACGCAGAACUUGGUUGAAUACAGAUGAUAAUCUGAACAGAAGCUUCACGCAAGCAGCAGUGUGGAGAUGGAAGCGUCCACCAACGGCUCCAGUUUUGGAAUCGACUCCCUACUAUCCCACAGGCCAGGAAGCCCAGUCAUCGCGAAGGGGGACAGUUUGGUAGGAGAAUGUCGGACUCCGUUGGAGUUCAGCCCCAGGUCAGACUUAGAGAGCGGUUGUUCUUCUCCUCCGUCUCCGAGGCGGGAGUGCGGUGAGGAUGCGGCGCAGAGACAGGGUCACCCGCUCGUGCUCGCGUCCCAUUUACAGCACGGCCCGAUCUCUGCUGGAUCUCAACCUCGGACUGUCACUUCAUCCUUCUUAAUAAGAGAUAUUCUGGCUGACUGUAAACCCUUAGCGGCGUGUGCCCCAUACUCCAGCAACGGCCAGCCGACACAGGAGACAGGGAGACUGGCAUCUAAAAUCGCAGACGACUUCAUAGAAAAGAUCCACAGUAACUCAUCGUCAGACAGUGAAUACAAAGUGAAAGAGGAGGGCGACAGGGAGAUCUCGAGCAGCAGAGACAGCCCGCAGGUUCGCCUGAAGAAGCCUCGGAAAGCGCGGACCGCCUUCACUGACCAUCAGCUCGCCCAGCUGGAGCGCAGUUUUGAGCGUCAGAAGUACCUGAGCGUGCAGGACAGAAUGGAGCUGGCAGCAUCUCUCAACCUGACCGACACGCAGGUCAAAACCUGGUAUCAGAACAGGAGGACGAAGUGGAAGAGGCAAACGGCGGUCGGACUGGAAUUGUUAGCGGAGGCUGGAAAUUAUUCUGCGCUACAAAGGAUGUUCCCCUCGCCGUAUUUCUACCCUCAAAGCCUGGUGUCGAAUCUGGACCCUGGAGCAGCGCUGUACUUAUACAGGGGACCCUCGGCGCCCCCGCCGGCGCUGCAGCGUCCUCUCGUUCCCCGCAUUCUCCUGCACGGUCUCCAGGGCACCAACGAGCCGCCACCUCUGCCCCCCCUCUCCGGUGUGCUGUCUAGACCGACGCCACCGCGAUGAACGCCGCGAUUCGGACUCGGUGCAAUACAUGGCAGCUCUGAACUCCACCAUCAAAGAACAAUUGUAUUGGUGACAAAAUAUUCGAAAUAUAUUACAAAGCCACAAAAACUUAUUAGAGACAUUUUUCCAACUUUAUAUAAUUAUUUAUUUUCGUUGUGUUUUCUUUUAACUUAUAUGUUUUCGUUUACCCUAAAGCUUAAAUCUGGUGAAAACAAAUACAAAGAGUGAGGCUACUGAACGCAACAAGAGCGGGACAUCAUGCCUACUUAGCCUACAGGGAAGCUUCGUUUAACAAAUUAUUAUUAUUAGGCCUAGCCAAUAAUACAAUUGUGAAUUGUUGGUGAAUCCCUGGCGCAAAGAAUAUUUAAAUGUUAGAUUCAUAUUUAAUUAUCCUGAGAUCAAAUCCAGGUCACACGUUAAAGAAAUCCUGGGCUUUGUAUUGACCCUCUAAAAUGUACAAAGGAAAAGAAGUGUAAAUAAGAAUAUUUUGUUUUAUGUUAAAAGACAAAUCUCGAAUUGUCUCUUUUUGUAUCAUAUUUCCAAGCCUUACGUUAACAGGUGAGACUGACGUGAGCAGCAUUAGAAAUCAAAACGUCUCUACUCAAAUGAAGAAGUAUCAGUUUGCUAUUUGACGAACAGUUAAAUGGUAUACGGAGUUCCAUACCUAAACAGAACAAGCAGAUGGAUUGGACGAGGUGGAAUAUUAAUCGAUUAUCCAUCGAUUAUUUUUGUGCUGCUUUUUUCGUUUCUGUAAUCCUGCACAACUGCCAGCAGUAGGCCUAUCACUUUUGAUGUUGAUGGAAAAACGCCAAGUCCUCGUUUCAGAUCACUUUGUGAUCAAUAAGACGUCAAGGAAAUGAAGUGUUCGCCCAGGCAUUGUGCAAUAACUCUGUAUAAAACCAUUGAAAUAUCUUGUCAUUCUUUUGGUGAAGCUGUAUAUUGAGAAUAAUGAUUUGUGAAGUAAUGAUUCUCGUAAUCCCAAAUGAUUUUCGUUCGUGCCCCCGUGUGCUUAGCGGUGUGAACUUCUGGAAAACUCUUAAACCUGCUGGAUGUGCGGGGGAGGGUGGUCUUUACGCAAGGAGAAUUACUUUUAUAAAUGUGCUAAUAAAGAUCUUUCAUUAAUUUACCACUGCCUGAGAAUGUGGAGGUAGCCUAUACCAAUACUGGAUAAACACACACUCGUGUUCUUUCAGACAAUUCAAUUACACUAAACCAACAGCCAAUAUAAAAGGUAUGCCGGUGCAUAAUGCGCGUGCCAGACCUGAACACUGCCACAUAAAAAUGUAUGAAUUAAGAAGCUACAAGGAAAAUAACUUGCAACCAUUGAAUGUGUCAUAAUGAACAUAAAAUGUGCUGCGAUCAAUUAAGUUCUACGUGAAAUAAUAAUAAUAAACUAAAACAAAUGCAUAAUCAUUCUUAUUUUUUAACUAGCUAAAUAAAAAUUCUAAACUACCUCAGGAGAAAUAUUUUGAAGUCAUUCCAUGAUAUUACAAAUAUGACGUAAACCAAUAAGUGUGAAAACAAAAUUAGAAUUGUAUCAUUUAUUUCAUUUUAUAUUUUGGAGGAUAAAAUAAAUGGAAAAAGUAGUGAUUAAAAUCAAGAUUUAUCUGAAA